This is a messenger RNA of Mycotypha africana, 1403 nucleotides long. RefSeq names its product S-adenosyl-L-methionine-dependent methyltransferase. The record is from RefSeq and is a predicted model, not a curated record. NCBI's taxonomy places the organism in Eukaryota, Fungi, Mucoromycota, Mucoromycetes, Mucorales, Mycotyphaceae. The transcript has 7 exons. The coding region runs from base 96 to 1253 and encodes 385 amino acids. Gene Ontology annotation, molecular function: methyltransferase activity.
CUGAUCUUCCUUGAAUCAAAACUCCGAACAUUGGAGAUAUUUGAUUGCAAGUUUCCCAAAGAUAUUACCACUGCGCUCAUUUCACAACAUAUAAUAUGGCAGAUGAUCCUAUCCGUUGUUUAGAAUUUUUUAGUGGAAUAGGUGGUCUGCAUUAUGCAUUGAAAAUAGCCAACCUCAAUGCGGAGGUAAUUCGUGCAUUCGAUGUCAAUUCAAUUGCUAACAAAGUCUAUGAAUACAAUUUUGGUUUAGCUCCUUCAAAUAAAACGAUCGAUCAAUUAAGCAUAAAAGAUAUUGAUUCUUGCAGAGCAGAAUGUUGGUUAUUAAGCCCGCCUUGUCAACCUUAUACUACAGGUGGUCGCCAGCUGGAUAUAGAAGAUAAUCGAGCAAAACCAUUACUUCAUCUAAUCGAUCUGCUACCAAAAUUAACCGUUCACCCAGACUAUAUCUUUCUGGAAAACGUCAAAAAUUUUGAGUCAUCGCAAAGCAGAGAUUUGUUGCUUGAGCAGUUGGAAAUUUUAGGAUACGAAGUAAAAGAAUUUUUGCUGUCACCUAUACAAUUUGGUAUACCCAAUCAUCGAUUAAGAUAUUAUCUGACUGCCCGCAGAAGAAAUAAACGGAAAGAGGGUGAUGCUAAAGCUGACUCUUGGCCUCAACGGUCUAGUACAAUCAUUCGAGCAUGGCCACCCGAUCAGAAAUCCACUAAUACCGAACUCAAGCCGAGAGAAGAGAUUGGAUUAGAUUAUUUUCUCGAGAAGGACGAAAAUGCUGUUAAAAAAUCCCUUGUACCUGAAAAAUAUAUUUUACGAUUAUACCAUUUCCGUUUAGAUAUAGUUCGUCCGUCAAGUACCUCUACAUCGUGCAUUACAAAAGCUUAUGGAUCUCACCAUAUACAGACAAGUGGAUCGUUAGUGCAAACAAAGCGUUUGGAAGAUACUGACUAUGAUUGGGGCGAUACCCAGUCCUUGUUGAGUUUCGGCUUAAGAUUCCUCACUCCAACGGAAAUAUCCCGUCUGCAUGCAUUUCCCGGACCUGAAUAUCAGCUACAUGACUUACUGAGAUUUGAGGAUAGUAAGGGUCCAUUGACAAAUAGCUACGAUCAAAAGGAUGACUAUGAUCCCUUUAUUCCCCCAACUUGUAAACCUUACCUAGAGUUUCCUGAUGAAGUAACUCGAAUACAACGAUAUAGGCUGUUGGGUAAUAGUCUCAACUGCUGGGUGGUAGCUGAACUUUACAAGAAAAUGCUAUUUCUAUAAGAAAGUAAUUUAAUAUUCUGUAAAGACUGUCUCAUGGAGAUUUGUCUUUGCCUGAAUAAUAGAAGGAAGGCAAUGCAUUCUCUAAACAUCUUCCAGCCAAUAAAAACUCUUUGAUAGACACUCCUUCAUAGCGCCUUAAUUGACUUUAGA